ACCUUCCCCUUCCGACAGACUCAGUAUAGCGGCUCCUGGAGAAAACACCGCUGGAUGCCUGCCUGCAGGUGGAUACCGACUCUUUACCGUUAUCGUAAGAGCCGAUGGGACGUCUCGGAGUAGAGGAGAAACUUUAAAACAUCUUUAACGUUAGCUGGUGGUGAUGAAGGCAGGUUGUCGGACAUUAACUAACAUCUGUCUUGUCAGUUGUGUUUCUCGUUGUGUCGGUUAACGAGCCGUUUACGUAUCGCCAGCUACCAGGUUAGCUCUGUACAUUAGCUAGAUCAAAGCAAUGCUUUUAUCACAUUUGGAGCUAUGGAUAACAUAUUGGGAGUGUGUUUCCAGACCUUAUACGGUGUUCAUCUGCUCCCUCACGGCCGCAUUGUACUAUCUGUGGGGCCGCAAUUGUCAGGUACCAACCCUGGUUUCUAGCCAGACAUUCAGUGCGUUCCUCCACAAGCACUGUCCAGUGGUGGCUGAGCGCUUCAGUCCCACGCCGUGGUGCUGGGGAGGUCGGCUUCAAACGCUGGUCUGUGCCAUCCUUAAGUCCAGACCCCUUGUCACUUAUCGCAAUGAGCGGAUCCGUACAGUUGAUGGGGGUCAGAUCUCCCUGGACUGGGUGGACAAUCAGGCCAGCGAGACCUACCCAGAAUCCUCUACCCGCCCCACGGUACUGAUCCUCCCAGGCCUGACGGGGAACAGCCAGCAGUCCUAUGUGCUCCAUGCUAUUAGCCAGGCCACCCGCCGCGGCUACAGAUGUGUGGUCUUCAACAACCGAGGCGCUGCAGGGGAGGAGUUGUUGACACCUGUUACCUACUGCGCGGCCAAUACCUCAGAUCUUGAGUGUGUGGUGCACCAUGUCAAAGGACUUUACCCACAUUCCCCUGUUCUUGGUGCUGGUGUGUCUUUGGGAGGCAUGUUAUUGUUAAAUUACCUGGCCCGUAAACGCUCACAUUCAGGGAUGGUGGCAGGUAUCACCAUCUCAGUCCCCUGGGACGCAGUGAAGUCCUCCGCCUCAAUGGAAGAGCCACUCAACUGGCUGCUCUUCAACAAAUACCUCACGAGCGGCCUGUGUCGGGUUGUCACCAGGCACAGGAAGGUUCUGGAGAAAGUGGUGGACGUUGACUAUGUUGUGAAGGCACAGACUAUCCGUGAGUUUGACGAACGCUUCACCUCUUUGCUGUUUGGUUAUAAAUCUUGUGUGGACUAUUACCGCGAUGCCAGCCCAGCCAAAAAACUCCCCAAUACAGCAGUACCCAUCUUGUGUCUAAACGCUGCUGAUGACCCCUUUUCUCCCCAACAUGCCUUCCCGUUGGCCAUAGUCCAGAACCUGCCUAAUGUGGCCCUGUUGUUGACGGCGCAUGGUGGACACAUCGCCUUCCUGCAGGGGUUGUUUCCCCGCGGCGAGAGCUACAUGGAGCGCCUGUUUGGUCAAUUUGUCCAAGCCGUCUUUGAACACCCAAAGGAUAUCAAGAAAGCCUGUGGCAUUAAGGAGGAGAAGAUGAGCUGAUCAUCUUUCACCCCGUCGCUCUGCACUCUGAACCUGACCUAAUAUCCGAACGACUGCUAGCUCCGAAGAAUAUGAAGUCAGUGGCAUCAUAGCAACAAUUCACAAAAAUGCCGUAAUUUUACCACAGAAAUUAUGUUUCCUCCAUGUUUGCACAGAGAAUGAUCAACUGUAUUGUACAAUCAUGUGACCUCAACACAGCUACAAGCUAAUCUACCUCCUCGUCGCCUCAGGUUCUCUUUUAAUGAGCAAUUAAAGGAGGAUUAAAAAAAGUCAAGAAUAAAUUUUCAUUGUUCAGGAUUCUUUCAGCCAGCUAGUUAAAGUUAAAGGGUAACUUCUGUAUUUUUCAACCUGGAAAGGAUCCCAGUAGCGGUAGACCUUUUUUUUUUUAAAGAGUAAGAUCCUUUUUGCUUAACCAGAAAGUUGCUAUAACGCUCUCAUCAAAGCCACCAGACUCUUGAUAAUUUUACCUCACAGAACAUGGGACUAGCUGGUCUACCGCUGCCUCGGUUGGUUAGUUUGUGUUAUUGUAUGACUUUGGUGUUUCAAAGGGUAAAAAAACCCCACCAAAGUCACACAACAAAACAGACCAACUGAUUGAGGCAGUGGUAGACCGCAGAGGUAAAUCUACCUUUUUUGUUAAGGGAGUCUUGUAGCUUUGACGAGUGCGAUAUGGCUGUCAAACAAAAAUGAUUUAACUCUUGAAGAAAAGGUCUGACUCAAUAGGGAUCCUUUCCAUGAUGUUGUCAAACAACUAUAAUAACAAUCUGAGCCUGUCAGUGGCAAAAACAAGCACUUUAGUCGAAAAACUUUGACGGGGCGCAGUUGCCUGCAAGGAUUACAUUGCAGCCCUGUCUCGUUGCUGCCAACUGCAAGGUACUCGGCCAAUACUGGACCAUUUUCAAAAAAUGUUGUCCCACUUAGUCACGUAGACACAAAACAUUAGAAAAAUAGGGUCCAAUUUACAAAAUACUGAACUUAUCCUUUAAUGCCUACAAUUGCAUCUGCAAAAAAAGAAGUAGUGUAUAUACAUGAUUUGUCAAUAGAAUGUAAGUUGCUUUUAAUCACGUUUCUCCCACAUACCGUCCCCACUUAACAUGUAGUGUGUGUAAAAAACAAAAUGCACUAUUAGUCCCUAGAAAAUGAGUACUUGGACUUGAAGUACUAUUUAAAAAUAUUAUUUAAAUAGAAGUUAAGUUAAUAUGAAAAUUAGAAUAGUAAUAUUGUCCUGUUGAUAUUGGUAUACUGUUUGCUUUGCCUCACGUUACUUUGGUUUUGCAAGACUUGUUUUGCUUGAAGUGAGUAACAUGCCUUAAAAAGAUUAUACUUCCCCAUCUAUAAGCCCUGUAUGCAAACUUUACACAUGGUUUCUCAAUUCCUAGCAUACUCCAAGAUAAUCCUGCAAGCAGGCUCACCCUGAAAACUCCAUACUGCAGGAAUAAAUCUGCCGUGAAGAAAAUACUUUAUAUCAUCUGAGUUUUUGAUUUCAACACAAGAAGGGGAAAUCUAAACAUAUUGCAUGCUUGUAUAUGCUAUUGCAGUGUGCUUGGUUGCAGUGUAAGUUACGCAGUCCAUCAGAGGUAACUGGUGUCAAAAAACCCCACUAAAUCUCAGUGUGGUAAUUGAGCUAUUUGUACCAGUUGUCAAUCAUUUGUUCAUAGCUACUGGUUCUGAAUUUGCCUGUGUUGUAAUUUGCCUUUGUCAUAGAAACACAUUGUUUGGAGAAUUGGUGGUGGAUAAAAGAAUGUCUCAUAUGUGUGUAUUGUGGCCAUAUUAAGUACACAUGAUAAUUAUUUGAAGUGUAGUUUGCAGUUAUAGGAGGGCAUUUGUCAUGAAUUUGAUCACUGAAGUAUUUAAAAGUGUGUGUGCACUGAAUGUCUUUUAAAAUCAGUUUAGAAAAUGUAUUAUGUAUCACCAAUAGAGCACUGAUGAUAUAAACACAAAAUGAUAUUAUGCCAAAAUUUAAGCUACUCUUAAUUUCAGAUUUAAUGUCCUUUGCACCAGACGCUACAGUUGUUUGACUUGACUUUAAACAGGAAAUGUUUUCAACUGGGACUCAAGAACUUGAGUGUGUGUUAAGAGUAGAGUGGCAAAUGUUACUAAUAGCUGGCUUAUUGAGUUUAUUUGCUCAUCAGCUCUUUGCAAUGUUCACCACAUUUACUUGCCUUUAAUUGCUGUGUUUUUUUUAGUGGACAGGUGUUUUUUUCCCCAGUUUCACUUCUGUAUGAGCUAUAACCACAACGUCAUCUGUCAUAUCUAUUUGAUUUUUGAAAUACACUUGAAUUAAAGAAUGAUAAUAAAACUAAUUUUAA
This is a messenger RNA of Micropterus salmoides (largemouth bass), 3819 nucleotides long. RefSeq names its product phospholipase ABHD3-like. NCBI's taxonomy places the organism in Eukaryota, Metazoa, Chordata, Actinopteri, Centrarchiformes, Centrarchidae. The record is from RefSeq and is a predicted model, not a curated record. Gene Ontology annotation, biological process: medium-chain fatty acid catabolic process; medium-chain fatty acid biosynthetic process. The transcript is spliced from 9 exons. Gene Ontology annotation, molecular function: monoacylglycerol lipase activity; acetylesterase activity. The coding region runs from base 293 to 1510 and encodes 405 amino acids.